AUGGCAUCAUGCCUUUAUGAAUGCCUUUGUGAAGCAGAACUUGAAAAGUACUAUUCCCACUUCACUGCCUUUGGUCUUCAGAAAAUUGAUGAGCUUGCCCAAGUUUCUAUGGAAGAUUACACCAAACUGGGGGUCCAUGACAUAAAUGACCGCAAGCGUCUUUUUCAGCUCAUUAGAAUAAUAAAAAUUAUGCGAGAGGAAGGCAUUGCAGACUUAAACAAACAAGACUUAAAACCACAUGGCCUUUUCAUUCAGCCUCAGGUGACCAGGUCAGGACCCCGCAGACAGCUGCGUUUCGAGUCCUUCUGUGAGGAAAAUGAUGAAACAGUUAAAGACUCUGAAUCUGAAUUGUAUCAUUCACCUAAUAUCAGUGCCAAGGAAGAGAAGAACAGUGUAGGGGAAAUGCUGGGACACAUUCUACCACAUGAUUCAGAGCCGAUCAGAUUAACUAGAAGAGACCAAAGUAUUGCUGGAGUAGGUACAAAAAAUUACCUGAGCUGUCCAGCAGUUUCUGAUGAUAUUGCUCCUCUCCUAGGGGAUUCUGAAGCUCCUAUUGUACAAAGAGUAACUCAUAUUUCAGGUUAUAAUUAUGGACUACCCUAUUCCUCUGUCAGAUCCAACACUUUCGACAAAGAGACUCCAUGGACAGAGAGAGAAAAAAUCAGAGUGUGUGUCCGAAAACGUCCUCUCUGUAUGAGGGAGGAGAGACGUGGGGAGGUUAAUAUAAUCAGAGUGAAAGACAAAGAAACCCUACUUCUCCACGAGAAGAAAGAGGCAGUUGAUCUUACGCAAUACAUUUUACAGCAUGUUUUUUAUUUUGAUGAAGUCUUUGGGGAGUCAUGUACCAAUCACGAUGUGUAUAUGAAGACAGCAUAUCCUCUCAUUCAGCAUAUUUUUAAUGGAGGCAAUGCAACUUGCUUUGCAUACGGGCAGACUGGUGCUGGCAAGACUUACACCAUGAUAGGGAAUCAGCGGAACCCAGGACUCUAUGCCCUGGCUGCCAAGGACAUCUUUAGGCACCUGGAAGCAUCACCAUCCAGGAAAGAUCUUAUUGUUCUGAUCAGUUUUUAUGAGAUCUACUGUGGACAGCUUUAUGACCUACUAAAUGAAAGGAAAAGACUUUUUGCAAGAGAAGAUGGCAACCACGUUGUUCAGAUAGUUGGACUGCAGGAGGUUCAGGUGGAUACUGUAGAUCAUCUGUUGGAGGUAAUUUUGAAGGGGGGAAAAGAACGUAGCACAGGAGCCACUGGAGUCAACUCAGAUUCCUCUCGGUCUCAUGCCAUCAUCCAAAUUCAAAUUAAAGACACAGCCAACAGGGCAUUUGGAAGGAUAUCAUUCAUUGACUUGGCUGGCAGUGAAAGGGCAGCUGAUGCCAGAGACUCGGAUCGACAAACAAAAAUGGAAGGAGCAGAAAUAAACCAAAGUCUUUUGGCACUAAAGGAAUGCAUUCGAGCAUUGGAUCAGGAACACACACAUACUCCUUUCCGGCAAAGCAAAUUAACUCAGGUGCUAAAGGAUUCUUUCAUUGGGAAUUCCAAGACAUGUAUGAUAGCCAAUAUUUCACCAAGUCACAUAGCUACAGAGCACACCCUGAACACUCUGCGAUAUGCUGACAGGGUCAAGGAGCUGAAGAAAGGGAUUAGAUGUUCUACCCCUGUCACAAAAAGGCGUCGCAGAGCUAGAAAUAUAUCUCCAAAACAUGUCCAAAGCACUCCCUCUUUGCCACCUGGGGAAAAGAGCUCUCCAAAGAAAGUAAAGCUAGGUCUUCAGCAUCCCUCAGGUGUUACAAAACCAAAGGCAUAUGCUGCAGCACUCCAGCCACAUGGUGUCCCUCUUACCUCUACCCCCAAGGGAAUUGGCAAAGGACAUACCUACAAAGGAAAUACCAGCACUCCCUGCUUCCACCACACAACCCCAGUUAAGGGGGUCCUACGGAUAACACACCCCCUAAAGAAGAAAAAUGAUGAUCUAUCCCCCCAGCCUGAAAAGAGCCCCUCCAUGAAGGAUUUCAUUGCCUCAGCAGAAACAAAAGAGAGUGGCCAGCAAGACAAGUAUAUGCAAAACAGAACUCCUGUCCAGUGCCUGAAAGUCCAGAGAGUGCAACCUGUUCAGAAACAGCUUUUUCCUAGAGAUGAUAAUUCCUUUGGAGAUGGAAGUCUGCCCUCUGACAGUGAACAGGAAUGGGAAAAUCCUUUUGUUAAACAGUCUUUUGAACCUUGGGCAUAUCUGCCUCUGUUUCAGAAGGAAAGAGAAGAGCAUUUACGUCUUUAUCACCAGCAGUUUCAGCAGCCCCCUAUUCUAAAGCAAAAAUUGAACUAUCAACCCCUUGAGAGGUUUUUAAUGCAGUACAAGCCCGAGGAGAUUCAAGUGAAGGAGGAGCUGAGUCUUACUCCAACUGAAGUGCAGAGCAAAGAAGGGCUGCAGCUGGAAGAGCUGGAUGACAGUGAUUUCAGUGAAGAUUCUUUCUCACCUGUCUGUAGUCAAAAGAGCAUGAAAAGUGGAAAUUCCAACAAAUGCAGUCAACAUUCAUUUUUCCUUCAUGAGAGAGAACAAGGAACUGAAGAAGAGCAAAAAAGCCAAAAGCGACAGGAUUUAUUUUUUAAAUAUGCAAUACCCAUGGAAGAUCAUAGAUUGGAUUGUAGUGAGGGUAGCCCAAAGGCAGAGGAAUCCAUUAAAACUGCAGGCUGCAGCAAUACUCCUGCAGGCUGGAGCUGUGACUUAGAUGUUGAAUCCUCUCCAAGCAAUACUGCAGAAAAACCUUACUGCCUGCAGGAAGAUCCUUCUUGUAGCUGGAGAAAUGGCAAGGAUUUCCUAUCUGAUCACAAAGAGUACAAGUCCAAACCCAGAUGUCUUGUUUACUCCAGUGAAGCCACUUCAAUUUCAGAAAAGGAUGCUUCAAACCCAUAUGUAUCUCCUGUAUUGAAAUCAGGAGCUCCAGAGUGCAAAGCAACUGAUCUCCAGCAUGAGGAGAAGGAAGAAUCCACUUUGGAUAAAAAGGCUGCCCUUGCAGGAGGUAUAAAAUGGAAAGCUCAAAAAAAUGGAGCUAACCACUCUGUUUUUUCUGGUUGUUCCUCAGAAUUCACCUCUGAGCUCCUGGUGUCCCCUCUUGAUGGUGAGGACACAAGUGAAACAGAGAAAGCUUCUUCCAACCAAGAGAAGCCUCCCUGCCAGAAGCAGGUGCCAGACAGUGAAGGCCAGAGCAGGUUUGAGGAGGAGGGCUGGCAGUGCACCAGGAGCAGAUCUCUGACUGACAGCAUGCUGGAGCUGGGGGAGCAACCCCACCAGAGGGGAAGGCUCUGUGCCCUGCUGGGCUCCCCUCGAGCCUUGCACAAGCCGCUCCCACCCACCUGCGGCCUCGUGAAGCCAUGCUGCUGUCACCUGGGAUUGACUUUGUCCAAGAAGGGAGUCCGGCGCAGUUUGUUUGUUGGGCAUGACACGAUGGAAACAUCCACAGCUGCAUCCACAGCUGGAUCUGCAGCUGGAUCCUCGGUCCCCAGGCCAGAGAGAGAGAGUGGGGGGCUUUGCAGUGACUCCCCCUGCAAAGAGCACUUGGGAGGCAGAUGGUGUGGCGCUGAUGUUAAUCAGCAUAACAAUGCUGGUAAUUCAGGGAAGUUUAACUCAAGUCAAGGGCACCGUGAUGAUGAAAUAAAUGCUGAAAUACCUGAAAAGAGCUAUGCAGCCCAGUCCCCCUCUCGGGAGAGCAGCCUGCUGCUGCAGCCCAAGCCAGGACUGAGGAAUGAGGACCUCACCCGUUCUGAAGACCUUUCCAAGCUGUCAUUCAGCAAUGAGGAAACAGGGUUGCUGAAAACCAAGUUAAAGCAGAGUAUUUUUGCACAAGAGACUUUUGCUGCAGAUGCAGGAUUUGCAACCAAAGAUAAUAAGCCAAUAGCAAAUGCAAAGUGCUCCUCACACGUGUCCAGCAGCAGCUCUCCAAAUGCUGCAUCAGCGAUGGGGAAAUGGCAGAGGGAAGCCCUAGAAAAGGCACAACAGGCUGUAAUUCGUGCUCAUCGGCAGCAGCUGAAUGAAAUGGCAUGCUUGUGCUUCAAAGAGGAGUGCUUGAUAAAUCAGAUGUCAGCAAUGGAUUUUCAGAAUUUCAUGACCAUGCUGGAUGAAAUCUUGGUACUGAAGUCAAAAUGUGUCCAAGUGAUGCGAGCCCAGCUUCAGCUCUGUUUAGCCUCCCCUGGCACUGACACAUCACUGGAAGCACCUCCACCAGUUUAG
Cinclus cinclus is the source of this 4221-nucleotide messenger RNA. It is a transcript of the gene KIF24, whose product is annotated as kinesin family member 24. Bases 1 to 4221 code for a protein of 1406 amino acids. Lineage: Eukaryota; Metazoa; Chordata; Aves; Passeriformes; Cinclidae. The transcript is spliced from 12 exons. Gene Ontology annotation, biological process: microtubule-based movement. Gene Ontology annotation, molecular function: ATP binding; microtubule motor activity; microtubule binding. The record is from RefSeq and is a predicted model, not a curated record.